Molecule: messenger RNA, 513 nt
Organism: Scomber japonicus (chub mackerel)
Lineage: Eukaryota; Metazoa; Chordata; Actinopteri; Scombriformes; Scombridae
Product: protein CutA homolog
Exons: 6
Coding region: 1-513 (170 amino acids)
Biological process (GO): response to metal ion
Molecular function (GO): copper ion binding
Source: RefSeq, a predicted model, not a curated record
AUGACAUUUGUUGCAACUAACAGGAUGGAGUGGCUGUUCCAGCGUUGCCAUAAAGAGGCUGUUUUCCACUCUGUCUUUCGUUCGGUUCUGCUCAUGUCAUGUUUGCUUUUGGUCCUGUCCAUAUCCAUGUGUCCUGGGUUGUGGUCCAUCGGGGUCCAGCUUCAUUCAGCCGUAACAGGGAGCUAUUUACCAGGCCACCAUUCUGUCAUCCUCAUCAACAAUCCCAAUGAACAGGCAGCUAAGGACAUUGGCAGGGCAAUCAUGGAAAGACGGCUGGCUGCCAGUAUUAACAUUCUCUCCAGGACCUCCACAAUGUACUAUUGGAGAGGCGAAAUCCAGGAAGCAAGUGAAAUUCUGAUGUUGGUGAAAACAAAGACCUCCAGGAUUCGGCAAGUAAUAGACUAUGUGAGGUCUGUCCACCCCUAUGCAAAUCCAGAAGUCCUCAGCUUCCCAGUGGAGGACGGCAGCCUGGCUUACAUGAAGUGGAUGGAUGAAACUAUUCCAGAUGACUGA